CAACCACCCAACAAGCUGCCGUCCUCGUCAACCCCGGCCCCAACUACCAAAUCCACCUCCGCGAUGACAUGCCCGUCCCCCAGCCCCAAGACCACCAAGUCCUGGUCAAACUAACCUGUACCGGUCUAUGGUAAGCACCUCCCCUUUCUUCCCCUCUCUAACAUCCCCUAAACAAACCCCAACCACCAUACCAACCAGCCACUCCGAGAUCCGCGCCUCCCUCGCCUGGGCCACCUACAACCCCAUCCUCGGGCACGAAGGCAUCGGCACCGUGAUUCAAACACCCCGCAACAACCCCUCUCUAUCAGAAUGGCUCCACGUCCGCGUCGGCAUAAAAUGGCUCCAUAACGCCUGCACGACCUGCUCCGUCUGCACGCGCGGCUCCCCGCACUACUGCCCCCACCAAGUCAACACCAGUCGACACGUCCCAGGAACCCUCCAACAAUACGUGCUCGCAGACGCGCGCUUCCUAACACGUAUUCCGGUUGGCCUCGCAGACGAGCUCGCCGCCCCGUUACUAUGCGCGGGGUUAACCAUGAUGGGAGCACUGGGUCGCUUAGACGGCCUCAUAUCGCCCGGCGAGUGGGUCGUGAUAUCCGGAAGUGGGGGUGGUCUCGGACACAUCGGAUGCCAGAUCGCAUCACGGGUAAAAGGGUGGAGAGUGAUUGCGAUCGAUCACGGGGAGGAGAAGAGGAGGUUGAGUUUGGAGGCUGGGGCGGAGGUGUUUGUGGAUUUUCGGGAUGAGGAGGAUGUGGGGGCGAGAGCGUUGAAGACGGCGCAGGACGUAAUUCGACAUAUGGGCGUCAUGGUUUGUGUGGCCUUGCCGGAGAAUGGUGUCGAGUUGCCAGUUUCGGCUACGGGGUGUGCGGCGAGGGGGAUCACGAUUGUGGGAUCGUCGGUGGGGACGGAGGAGGAGAUGGUGAGGUUGUUGGAGUUGGCGGUUUUGGGGGUGGUUAGGCCUGAAGUGAGGGUUUAUGGGUUUGAGGAGACGGAGAAGGUGAUUAGGGGGUUGGAGAGGGAUGGGAUUACUGGGAGGGCGGUGGUGAGGAUUCCGGGGUGAAGUCAUUCAUAGUUGUGUUGCCAGUCUUCCGGAACUCAGCUGCGGAUCUAGUUUACCUCAAAAAAGAGAGGUAUGAAUCAGUGCCUUGUGACUAGCUGAGUUGGUGAACUACAAGAUUCACUCCUAGAAGCCCACCGAACAGUACCAUCAUGACUGGACUGUAAAUGGCAAUCGAUAAUAUCUAGGCAUAAUGAAUGUGCAUAUUCAUAAGGAAAACUAGCCAGGCUCCCGCAGAAAACAUGGAAAGUUUCUGAUAUCUCAGGAGAUGCCUAAAGGUGGUGCCUAGGAUUGUGAAGGUGUCGGCAGUGGUAU
Molecule: messenger RNA, 1372 nt
Organism: Aspergillus sclerotioniger CBS 115572
Lineage: Eukaryota; Fungi; Ascomycota; Eurotiomycetes; Eurotiales; Aspergillaceae
Product: NAD(P)-binding protein
Exons: 2
Coding region: 128-1060 (310 amino acids)
Source: RefSeq, a predicted model, not a curated record